Molecule: messenger RNA, 621 nt
Organism: Zasmidium cellare ATCC 36951
Lineage: Eukaryota; Fungi; Ascomycota; Dothideomycetes; Mycosphaerellales; Mycosphaerellaceae
Exons: 1
Coding region: 1-621 (206 amino acids)
Molecular function (GO): acyltransferase activity, transferring groups other than amino-acyl groups
Source: RefSeq, a predicted model, not a curated record
AUGGCUGAAGACGGGAGCAGCAUCAUCUAUCGAGAUGCCAGGAUUGAAGACUUGGAGUCACUCGAGACAAUCGUCCCACGCUCUUUCUUCGCUGUCAAUCCAUUCAUGAAGGAGCUGCUACCAGACACACCAGCUAUCCGCGAAUGGUGGAGACGGAUAUACGAAGACCUGAUAUCGAACCCCAACAGCUACCUUCCCAUUGCCAUUGACUCAACCACCAACGCCGUCGUCGGUACCAUAACACUCGACGCCGUUCUUCAAGGCCAGCCGGCUGGAGGGGCUCUGACAAGAUAUCCUGGCACCGAGGACCGCGGGAAAGGCUGGGACGAAGCGAUUCAGCACUUUGCUGAGCAUGACAAUGAGGCUGUUGGGAGUCGGAAUAGGUUUUUGGUCGAGAUCAUGGGUGUCGACUCGGCGUAUCAAGGAAAGGGGAUCGGUCAACGAUUGGUGGCCGAUGCGUGCCAGUACGCGGAUGCGAAAGGAUGGCCGAUAUGGCUGGAAACGAGUGCGGCGAAAGGUUUCUAUCAGAAGCAGAAGCUGGGGUUCCAGCUUAUUGCUAAGGACGAGGACCAAGGGGAGACCGGCGGCCAGUUGCUAAGGGAGCCUGGUGCCAAAGGAUGA